AUGGCAGCUAGUGCAAUUAUUCUUGCAUAUUUUACUGCAUGGUCAACAUAUGGACGUUCAUAUUUUAUUGCUGAUAUACCAGCAGAUAAAAUAACACAUAUAAAUUAUGCAUUUGCAAAUAUUGGUUCGGAUGGACGUAUUGCUCUUGGUGAUUCAUGGGCAGACAUAGAGAAGGCAUUUCCUGGAGAUACAUGGGAUCAACCAUUACGUGGUAAUUUUAAUCAAUUAAUUAAAUUGAAAGCAAAAUAUCCACAUUUACGUACACUUAUUUCUGUUGGUGGUUGGACAUGGUCAGACAAAUUUUCGAAUAUAGCUCUAACUGAUCAAAGUCGAUCGAUAUUUGCUGCUUCAUGUGUUGAAUUCAUUCAGAAAUAUGGUUUUGAUGGCGUUGAUAUAGAUUGGGAAUAUCCUGUUUCUGGUGGUUUAUCAGGCAAUAAUCGUCCAGAAGAUAAACAAAAUUAUGUUUCUUUAUUAGAAGAACUUCGUCGUCAGCUGAAUGCUGUACCCAAUAAGAAAUAUUUGUUAACUGUAGCAACUGGAGCAGGUACUGAACGUAUUGCUGAUAUGGAUGUAUCUCAUAUGGCUGCAUCUCUUGAUUGGUUCAAUGUUAUGACUUAUGAUUUUCAUGGUAGUUGGGACACAAAAACAGGUCAUAAUGCUCCAUUAUAUAAAAAUGAUGAUGAAACAGCAAGUGAUGUUGCUCCAUCAUACAUCAAAUCAAAAUAUAAUUGUGAUGCAGCAAUUCAAGCUUAUAUCAGAGCUGGUGCACCUUCCACAAAAAUUCUUAUGGGUUUACCUUUGUAUGGACGUGGUUGGCAAGGAGUAACAAGCACAGCUCUUAAUGGAUUUUCUCAAACAGCAUCAAGUCAACCUCCAACUGGUACUUGGGAAAAUGGUAUUUAUGAUUAUGAUGAUUUAAAAAAAUCUUAUAUUUCAUCAAAUCAACGUUAUUUUGAUGAUAAAUCAAAAGUACCAUUUCUUUUCAAUCCAUCAACUGGUCUUUGGAUUACUUAUGAUGAUGUUCAAUCAAUUAAUAUCAAGAAUAAUUAUAUUAAACAAUAUAAUUUAGGUGGCGCCUUUUUCUGGGAAUUAAGUAGUGAUCGUCAAGCUGAAUUAAUUGGCGCAACAUUUAAUGCAUUAAAUAAUGGUAUUCAACCACCACCAGUAACAACUAGUACAUCAUCAUCGAUAACAACUAAAACAUCAUCAUCAUCAUCAACUAAGCCUUCUACUACUAGAACUGUUACGACAACAACUAAGACAUCGAAUCAAGGAAAUAUCCUUGAAUGGGCACCUUAUUAUUCAUAUGUAGUUAAUGAUCUAGUAACAUAUCAAGGAUUAACAUAUAAAUGCCGACAAUCUCAUUAUUCAUUACCAAAUUGGAUGCCACCCAUUGUACCCGCACUCUGGUUGCAGAUCUAA
Rotaria sp. Silwood2 is the source of this 1422-nucleotide messenger RNA. The record is from the annotation of a GenBank genome assembly. Lineage: Eukaryota; Metazoa; Rotifera; Eurotatoria; Philodinida; Philodinidae.